Messenger RNA from Naumovozyma castellii, 2388 nucleotides. It is a transcript of the gene UBP14, whose product is annotated as ubiquitin-specific protease UBP14. The transcript has a single exon. The record is from RefSeq and is a predicted model, not a curated record. Lineage: Eukaryota; Fungi; Ascomycota; Saccharomycetes; Saccharomycetales; Saccharomycetaceae. The coding region runs from base 1 to 2388 and encodes 795 amino acids.
AUGGAAGAACAAGUAUUUACAAACCUCGCAGUUCCUACUUCCAUCGCAAAGGAUCAAUGUAUAUACUGUUUCGAAUCACUAUACAAUAACAUCACCGCCACUUUUAACACCACACAUUCCUUAGAUAUCUGUAUCUCAUGUUUCCAGGCUACUUGUCCCAACCAUUCAUUAUUACAUUAUAAAGUCACUCAGCACUCAUCUGAUUCACCACAUGGGCAUUAUUUGAAUCUAUCUAAAUGGGAAAGACCGGCCUCUUCACCAUCUUCUGCGUCCAUGAACAAUGAUGAAUCAAACAAUAAGAAGAUAAAAUUACAAAUAGAUACGAAAUCAGAAGAUGAAUUGUAUGAAACCAAAUGGUCAUUCCAAAAGAUAAGUACGGAUGGUUCUUUAUUGGAACCUUUAUUUGACAAUAAUACCAAUACUGAAACGUUGUCGUCUAAUACCUUAAACAAGAUUAAUGAUAUAAUCAGGGCUAAAUCUAAGACUCUUGUCGAGGAAACUCAAUCAUGGGAGCUUGAACUAAAUUCCUGCUCUCAUACAAGAUCCUUACAAUCAGGUGAAUCCAGCAUUUCCCCCACACCAGCUGCUUUGGACCAUUGUCAUGAUUGUGAUUUGGAUUCUAACCUGUGGUUAUGUUUACAUUGUGGGAAUGUAGGUUGCGGUAGGAAUCAAGUCGGUAUCGAUGGAAAUUCACACGCCUUGGCGCAUUUCGAUACACAUAAGGAUCACCCAUUAGCCAUUAAAUUGGGUUCACUUUCACCUGAAUCGAGCGAUGUCUAUUGUUACCAAUGUAAUGAUGAAGUCAGAUUUGAUGGUGAUAAGGAUUUCUUAGCAAAGUUUUUAUUAACAAAUUACCAAAUUGACGUUUCUUCAAAGAUGGGGACGGAAAAAUCAUUAAUUGAAUUACAGGUGGAACAAAAUAUGAAUUGGAAUUUCAAAAUGGUGGAUUCUCAUGGAAAUGAGUUGAUUCAAUUACCUCCAAGCAAGGAAUUAGGAUGUGGGUUUAUUAAUUUGGGUAAUUCAUGUUAUUUAAAUUCUGUUCUACAAUGUUUAUUCAAUGAUGGGGUUCCAAAUUGGGCCACUUUACUAGCCAAUUUAAUUGGUAAUGAAUUCCCUCUGGAUUGCGUAUAUCCAACAACUAACUUAAAAUGUCAAUUAAUUAAGAUUUUGAAUGCAUUUAAAUUGAAUCCAGAGAAUUAUCCAGAAGGUAUUAAACCACAAUCCUUUAAAAAUUAUGUGGGUCAAUCAAAUAAAGAAUUUAAAUCUAAUAAUCAGCAGGAUGCAACAGAGUUCUUAACAUUCUUAUUGGAACAAUUAGAGAAAACUCUUUUUAAGAAAGAUAAUAAUCCAAAUAAUAUAAUGAAAUUUAUUAUGGAGGAUAAGAUUCAAUGCCAAUCAUGUGGGAAUGUAAAAUAUUCAUAUGAACCCACAGAAUACAUUCAGUUACCACUAGAUGGAACUAAUAACCCUCAAAAUUUAGUGGAAACCUUAACUAAUUUCUUCAAUGGAGAAAAUAUUGAUUUUGAUUGUCCCACAUGUAAAAAAACUGUUGUUGCCACCAAGAGACAAAGAUUUAAAACAAGUCCAAAUACUUUAGUGAUUAGUCCUCAUAGAAUAAGUUUUGAGAAGGAAACCUGGACCCCCAUAAAGACCUCUGCAGAAUUGACGCUUCCUAACUUGGAUGAUUCCAGCAAUGAGCUUUUAGAUUUAUCAUCAUUUAUCUCUAAGGGAUUUGACCCUACCAAGGAAACAUUGUUCCCAGAAGAUGUAAAUGAGGAUAAUAACACUUUUAAACCAAACGAACAAGCUGUUCCUCCUUUAUUGGAGAUGGGAUUUACCGAAAAUCUUGCUGCAAAGGCCUUAUACCAUACGGGGAAUAAUAAUGAUCCUGAACCAGCAUUACAAUGGUUAAUGCAACAUAUGGAUGAUUCUGAUUUUCAAGAUGAAUUUGUUCCACCACCACAAACGAAGGCAGCAGGUCCUGCAGCCAAAGUGGAUCAAGAAUCAUUGAGUAAUAUGAUUGACAUGGGAUUGAAUGAAAAACUUUCCAUAAAGGCUUUGGUUUUAAAUAAGGGAGAUAUCAAUGCAAGCAUUGAAUGGGUAUUUAAUAAUCCAGACGAUAAUGGUGAACUACCUUCAGAAACAACACCUAAAAGGGACGAGGAAGGGAUUAUAUAUGGGAAUCUUGAUGCAAAACCUUAUCGAUUGACCGCUGUGGUCUGUCACAAGGGUAACUCCGCUCAUUCUGGUCACUAUGUGGCAUUUAUUAGAAAAAUGAUUGAUGAUGAAUUGAAAUGGGUAUUAUACAAUGAUGAGAAAAUUGUAGUAAGUGAUAAUAUUGAUGAAAUUAAAAAGGAUGGAUAUAUAUAUUUCUAUUCGAGAGAUUAG